Molecule: messenger RNA, 3130 nt
Organism: Epinephelus moara (kelp grouper)
Lineage: Eukaryota; Metazoa; Chordata; Actinopteri; Perciformes; Serranidae
Exons: 9
Coding region: 263-2026 (587 amino acids)
Source: RefSeq, a predicted model, not a curated record
GACUUCUGACAUAAAACCUCUGUCCUAAAACCAUCUGUUAUCUUUCACUGAGGAAAUAAAAGUUCUGCUGCUGCAGGUACCGUCUGUGUCCAGGUCCGACUCCACAGAUCGAGGAUACACCUUUGUGACGUGGGCAUUUCGCUUCGCUCAUCAAGUUCGGGUUAAUUUUCGUUACCUGCACGGACUUCCAGUAAAAGCAGUGGAAGUGUCUCCUUACAGAAUCCUACCGUCCAAACAGACGUACGAGUCGCUACGACAGCGAAUGAAAAUAUUAGUGAUGCGAAUCAUCGCCGACAACCUGACAGCCCUGAAAGGACCAAGAGGACGAGUGAUGAGACACGUCCCUCACAUCUACUCCAUCCUGAUGAAGGAGGAGAGCACCACAGUGAGUCUGGGUGCGGUGAUACCGAACACCACAGAGGAGUCUGUUAGCUCAGCGUACGGCCUUAAAGACUACAUCCCUGUGGUUUCUGGGACACCGCACCACAUCCUGUGCUGUGGGGACGUCCUCGGCACUGACAGGACGGAGCACGGCAACAAAACACAGAGCACUGACACUCCAAACCCGAACCCUGACCUGAAGUUUGAUGGACUCGUAGAAGCUCCACAAGAGUUUCAGAAGGAACACCUGUUCCACGAGGAAAUGAUAAAGAUGCUUCUCAGUGAAAAGAGUGAGAACGCUCGAGGAACUCUUCAUCACAUCGUCUCACUGUUUCACUUCAAGACGUUCAACAACACCGCCAAAGACUACUUCCUGAACAUCUGGGACUUCAUCACGUUUGUGACGACAGCGUACGUGACUCUGUUUGCUGUGACGGACUGUGGUCUGGACUCAGUGGACCAGAAACCAUCAGACUACCCCUCUCAGGUCUCAGCUCAGAUGGACUGGCUGAGUCAACUGGCUCACAGACUGGUGGAUCUGGUGUGGAUGCCUCCGCCUCAGGAGGACAUCAACACUGCAGCUGCUGCCGCUGAAAGUCACUGUGAUGGAGAGAAGAAGAAAACUUCCCCCUUCUGUUACUGCAGAGAAGAGAAACCAGGUGAGCAGCUGGUGCGGUGCUGCAGUAACCUGUGUCCAGGUAUCUGGUUCCAUGAAGGAUGUGCUCGGGCUCAGACGCUCUCAGACCCACGUGAGGAGGACUGGUUCUGUGGUCCAGACUGCAGUGCAGAUGGAACCUACGUGUACUGUCACUGUAAGGAGCAGAAGGGGGGACAGAUGGUCCAGUGUGGACUGAUGGACAAGUGCAGGAGACACGAGUGGUACCACAGAGACUGUCUGACAGCCGCCGAGCAGACCAGAGCCCAGCAGACUCCGUGGUUCUGCUCAGAGUCCUGCUCCAUGGCAUCUGACGGCGAGGACUUCCUGUUAAACUACACAAGGGCAGUGGUGUGGGAGGGGCUGUACCACAUGGCCCGACGGGACGCCAUCCAGGAGGGAGACGGAGAGGCUAUGACAGACUUCUGGAAGAUGGACCUGGUUCUGCUGUGGACCAGACAACACCUGCAGCUCUUUAACAGCGGCCACCAGAUGAUAACAGGGAUCGAGGGGUUCUACCCAGAGCGUGUCAGACAGGACAUGAAGUGGAACCGAGUGUUGAAUCUUCAGGGAACAUCAGGAGGAAACGUCAGUGUGGAUCUCCUCACUGAGCUCAUGAUCAACGAGUUCAAAGGUGUGAUAGAGUUCGGUAAAGGCAGCUUCACGAGGCAGCAGGUGGAGCAGAGCGCUCAGCUGGCCGGAGCUCAAGCCAAACACCUGGACAGACUCUUCUUCACAGGAGGAAACCCUCUGAACCUGUCCACCUACCUGUCCCGGCUGACGUCGUCGUCCUGCAGGAGGACGGACGACGUGUCCAAGUUUGUGGACGAGUUUAAGAAGGAUGAGUUGUUCGCCUUUAAAGCGGGAAGAAAACAUCAGGGCUUCAACAAGUUCAGCUACCAGCAGAGGGUGAGGAGCCCCAAGAGGAUGGGGAGGAGCAUCAGGAGUCUGUGUGAGGAGCUCGACCGACGGAGAGACAACAUCCUCUGAGAGCUGUCCACAGGUCAGUCACAUGACACUGUGACAUCAUAGUAUGAACACAUAACAUGCUUCUCAAAGUCAAGGAUGCUUCCUUGGUAGGAUGGGUCCGACAGACUCCGUCCUACAUUCAGAGCACACAUGAUGGAACAGUCUUGUGAGUGUGCAGGUGUGCGUCAUUGAAAAGGUCCCGUCUUCACUUCUGAGCUACAAGUUCAAACCAAGCUGCAAAAUCCAGGGCUGAAAAAUAAAGCCAGUGUUGAAGUGCCAAAAUCUGCAGUUCUUUCAAUGACCACUUGAGGCUGGCUCCAGAAGCCGGUCAGUCCUUGUAGACCCCCAUGUUAAAAUGCUCAACUUUACAGCAGAGAUACAGUCGACCAGACAGGUCAUUAGUCAGCAAGAUUUCACUGGUCACUUAGUCGCAGAAAAAACAAGAAAAAAAGUAAAACUAUUAGGAGCUGCGCCUUGUCAAAAUAAAUCCAAACCUAUAUGACUGGACCAUGUGGGAAUUUAAUUUGAAAGGACAGACACAGGAAGUGUCCAAGCUCAGCAGUCAGACAGGAGUCAGGUUAAUUUCCAGGGCUGGUACCUGCGGUUAUUCCACAGGCUAGUUAAUAACAUGUCGGGCAGGAAAUCCAAAGUGUGGGAUCAUUGCAGUUUUUGUCACUUCCAUGUUGGCUUCAUAUUUCCUCUUUGGAGGUUGCUGCUCAGAUUUGGUGACGUAGCAUCCUUAAAAUGUAGCUGUGAAAUGAUCCUUCUUUGACUACGAGUAGCGCCCACAGAGAGCACAGCAGCUGUCAUACAGACCGCAGUGGUGCAGGUCAGGAGGUCAAAAUACUUUAUUUUUUGUAGACAGUGAUUAGGAUAAACUUACCCUCCUACAUAAUGAUAACUUUGUUUAUAAUUUUGUAAAUAAGUAAAGACUUUAUUAAUAAAAACAUGUUCAUUGAUUUAUUUUUCUGACCUGCAGCAGCUGAAAAGAGACGACUGACGGGGAGGAUUUAUGAGUUUUUGUAAAUAUUACAAGUUUUCAUUUUAUUUUGACCACUUUAAUAAUAUUUUGUGUGACUUCCUGUUUUUCAACAUCCUGAGCUGCAGAACAAAUAAAAAGUUUUA